Messenger RNA from Myripristis murdjan (pinecone soldierfish), 4771 nucleotides. RefSeq names its product storkhead box 2a (gene stox2a). The coding region runs from base 1020 to 4082 and encodes 1020 amino acids. Lineage: Eukaryota; Metazoa; Chordata; Actinopteri; Holocentriformes; Holocentridae. Gene Ontology annotation, biological process: regulation of transcription by RNA polymerase II. The transcript has 4 exons. The record is from RefSeq and is a predicted model, not a curated record. Gene Ontology annotation, cellular component: nucleus; cytoplasm. Gene Ontology annotation, molecular function: RNA polymerase II transcription regulatory region sequence-specific DNA binding.
CUGGGAGCAGCUGCAGCAUUAGCGUUGAAAGAGAUUUGCCGUUGACUGGAGUUUGCAUCCCCCCUGUUAAUGAAUGGAUGCUACAGCGAUCAGCUUAGGAGCUUCUUCCAUUGGAUUGCGGGGAACAGUGGAUAUCUAUUCUUGAAUUUAUUUAUUUAUUUCUAUGCUCUCCAUUUUUUUCUCCCCACCCUCUCCUGGUGUGCUGUUGUCGAAAGGACGAUGGGGUCUUGUGCUUGAUCGGAUAAAGAUGGAGGUGAACGUGGCGUCUCCGGUGCUUGGCAUACUAUUGAGUUUUCACUGCCCAUUAGGGUGAAUGGAGCUUUUCUUUCUUUUUUUUUAAGUGGGCUCUUUUGUUUUCCGGGGAUCGGCCGAGCACUCCUGUGGUGAAUUGAGCUAUUGUCGAAGACUGGGCCUCUUAAGCUGUGAAUCUUUGACCAUCCAUCCAUUCCCUCCCCUCCAUCCCCUGUUACCUUAUAGUUAGAGGAAAAAAGCGGAUCCCAAAACCGCCACUGAAAUCUCUCCUUACCGUCCUCCUUGCUUCCAAUGCCCCAUUUCCCUCAUCUCUACCCCUGCCCCCCCUCCUCUUCCCUGCUCCCUCCUCCCACAUCAGAGCGGCUACGUAAUGUGCCUCCCUACGCAUGCAAAUGGGGAUGCUACAAAUGGUGGCUGGGACUGAUGCCGAUGAAAGGGUGAUGCCUCGCGCAAUCACCUGCACCUCUACUGCCGCUGCCACCGCUCCAGAUCAGCCUGGGAGAACCCAGCCGCCGAUGACAACCUACUACAGUCUGAACAGAGUUGAUUGUAGCUCGCUUGUGGAUGUAAAUGAGACGUGUGUAUGUGUGUGAACGUGCACACUGGUUCCUGCCAUGUCUGGUGUGUGAUUGCUCUAGCGGGACGUUCCUACUAAUGCGGGGGAGGCACUAAGCCUGAGGUUGGUCGACCUCCCCCUGCACCCCUCCUCCUCAUUCCACCCCUUGUCCCAGUAGCUCCGGGGUGAAGGCCACCUGGUAGGGGUCACGAUGAAGAAGAACCGCAGCAGCAAUCUGCGGCGGGCCUGGCCCAGCUCUGAUCUCUCCGAACGCCCGCUGGAGCAUAAUCUCUCCCGUAGUGAGAAAGAUGUGCGUGUGCAGAAACAGCAUCUCCCUCCCCCUCCUCCUCCUCAUUUCUCUCCGUCCCCACCAGGUUACCGUGCGCCAGGUGAUGUGUCUCCGAUCAGUAUGUCACCUAUCAGCCAGUCACAGUUCAUCCCACUGGGGGAGAUCUUGUGUCUUGCCAUCUCUGCUAUGAACUCAGCCCACAAGCCUGUCACCCAGGAGGCUCUGGUGGAGCACCUCACUGCCAGCUUCCCAGGUGUCCCUACACCAAGCUCAGAGGUUCUGCGGCAUACGCUGAACAUGCUGGUGCGAGAGAGGAAGAUCUACCCAACACCAGAGGGCUACUUCAUCGUCACUCCCCAGACCUACUUUAUCACUCCUUCCCUCAUCAGAACAAAUAACAAGUGGUAUCACCUGGAUGACCGGCUCCCAGAGCGCCAGCAACAACAACAGCAACAACAACAGCAGCAGCAGCAGCAGCAGCAGCAAUGCACUUCGCCUCAGUCUGGCAAUGUCACACCAUCUACACCUGGCUGCCUUAGGGAGAGGCCUGCACGCAAGAACCACAAUGACUCCUACAACUCUUUCCGUGAAGACCCGUCCAGACUGCAUGCCUCUGCGCUCCAAAGUAAGUCACCAAAAGAGCAUAGGGGAGACUCCUAUCAAACCAAGACACCCAAGGAUCACAAUAGCGGAGAACCUCCACCAACCACAUCAACCAAGGAGCACAGAGGAGAACCCCCAUCAUACCCUUAUCCCCCGCCUCCUACACCCCCUGUUCAGCCACCAACUCAAGAGCCAACAGAUAAAAGCAAAACGAUUACUUCUUUCCCUUACAAAACUGACACGCUUACCAAAAAGAAAGAGGGCAGUAGUGGUGGCGGCAGCGGUGAGAAGCAGUCCAAGAGAUUUGGGCUCAGGCUGUUCAGACUGAGUUUCAAAAAGGACAAGAUGAGGCAGUUGGCCACCUUUUCAGCCCAGUUCCCCCCGGAGGAAUGGCCACUUCGUGAUGAGGAUGUUCCAACCACCCCCAUUCCCCGUGAAGUGGAGAUGGAGAUUAUCCGCAGAAUUAACCCCGACCUAACAGUAGAGAAUGUUGCAAGACAUACAGCCGUAAUGAAGAGGCUGGAGGAAGAGCGCACCCAGAAAAACAAAGCAGGAUCCUCAGCCCAGCAUAGUGCACGCAGCAGAAGGGGCAGGGGCCACAGGAGGGCACCACAUGGCAAGUCCCGCUCACACAGCAAACCCCGGACCUCCCGGGGGGAUCCGUCUGAGGGUUCCAACUGGGACCUUGUCUUCAUGGAAAGGGAUUACCGCUUUUUUAGCCACUCGUUAGUUCGUUCACCUCGGGAGGCCAUGUACACGUUGGAACGCAGGCGAAGUGGGGGUGCAACAUACCUGGUCCACAGCAAUCCUAACAUCACUGAAUCAUACUGCCCUGUUACCCCUGAAUGGGAUGUUUCUGGGGAGUUAGCCAAACGGAGGACAGAGAUGCCCUUCCCGGAGCCCUCACGUGGGACAUCCCAGUCCAGAGUGCAAAGGAGUCACAGUCACAAUCAGGACAGGAAGUCACGUCAUGAGAGAUCGGACCAAGCUAAAGAACGUUCUCGGUCCAUGGACAACUCUCUCAAGGGCCCAUCACUGGGCACGCCAGAAGACUUUGAACACAGUCUAGAAGAGCGUAGUCAUUACUACACUGAUGAUGGUACCCUACGGGCAACCCAGAAAUCCUCCCACUACUCCAGGAUCAUGUUCUCUGCUGCUAAGUUCCACUCUGAUUUUAAUGUGCCUGAUUUGGGGAAAGGGAGUUUGGAUGAGUCAAGGAUCCGGAGUACAAUGGAGAGGAACAAAAGCAGAGACAGCUUGCCAACUUACAAUGAGCUGAUGGGACUUUCUCCUAAGCCCUCAACAGAUGAGUACUUCCAGUGCAAUACGUCAAAUGAAACAAUCCUAACUGCCCCUUCGCCUCAGGCAAAAUCAGAAUAUGACACAUUAACCUCAUCAGGGGGACUCCGAAAGGGCUCUCCAGCCGACCGCCAAACCCCUCACCUCACCUCUAAUCACACAAUGGAGUACAAAGAGGACUUGUCAGCAACAAAGGGACAGAAUGGCUCAGUCAGACUAACACCAAGCCAGACACCAGAGCCUGUACAGAAUGCCCGUUUGACGCCACACCAACACAACGUCGAUCCCGGAGGGGGAGGCAGUGGUGUGGUGAUGAAGAGAAAAGAGAUCUUCAGCAAGGACACUUUGUUCAAACCUCCACACAAUGCCUUGUCUGCAGGCUAUGUGGACAGCAGCUACACCAAGUCCGGCACAUUGCGAAAAGCCUCACAUGCCAAAUCAACAGAGGCCCUAGACAAUCCUGAGCCCCAGCAGCCUUCCAAUUCAGCCACUUCUUCAACUUCACCUGCAGUUUUACAGGGCUGCUUAGAGCCAACAGUCCCCUCAGCCUCCUUUGACUAUUAUAAUGUAUCAGAUGAUGAGGAAGAAGAGGAAGCAGAGGAGGACUCGCACAAGGAGUUGGCAACAGCCGAAGACAACAAAGACCAUGGGGAGGGAGGUGGUAACGGUGGAGGGAAUGGCAGUGGUGGGGAGGGAACAAUGCAGUGGCUACUGGAACGGGAGAAGGACCAUGACCUGCAGCGAAAAUUGGAAACCAAUCUGACCUUACUUAGUCCCAAGGAGACAGAGAACAGCAGCAGCCAGAAGUCAGCCCACUCUGCCCGUUUGGACAGCAUGGACAGCAGCAGUGUCACAGUGGACAGUGGAUUCAACUCCCCCAGGACACGUGAAAGUCUGGCAUCCAAUACAUCCAGCAUAGUGGAGAGCAAUAGACGGCAGAACCCAGCGCUGAGCCCAGGCCACAUUGGCACCAGUAGUAUCGGACUGCCAUUCAGCUUUCGCGCCAUCCCAGAACCCCCCACCACGCAGCCUGAGAAACUUCAGAAGUCAUCAAAUUGUCUGGCCUCCAUCACCAGCGUCUGACAGGCAGCACAGACUGAGACGACGGAGAUGGAAAAGGUGGUGGAGGACAGAGGCACGGGAAUUUGAAUGAGUGAGUGAGUGAGUGAGUGAGGUGUUUCACGUUUGCCCUCACUUCCUUCUACCCAUACACACACACACACACACACACAUCUUCGGACUCCUGAGAAUCCAUUUACUGGGACUGUUACAGAAAAACAGGCAUGGCUUCAAGAGACUGUUCCCACAGCUUCAAGAACUUAACUGCUAAAAAGAGAAGAAAAUAUCAGGACAGUUUUUUCCCCCCACUGCAAGACCACUGUAGGUUAAGAAACCUACCCGAAGUACUUUGAUUUUGGUGACAUGGAUUCUAGUUUGGCUUAUAACAAGAUUCUUGAUUAUUGGUAUUGGAAAGUAGUAGACUAUAGGAUUCAAGUUACAUUUGGAAAUAUCCAAACUUUUUAUAUUACUUAACAAUACAUGUCCAAUUAAAUGUUCUCCUUCCUGAAAUAGCGUCAGUUCUUCAGGAUGAUUCAAUGUAUCAGCACAAUGUCAAGACAAUAAAAGGCGAUCCUGAGAACAACGAAUGAAAGACAUAAAAACAUAAAUCAGCUCAGAUUUGUGUACCGCAAUGCAAAUGAUGUAUGUAUACUCGAUACUUUUGAUAUCCUAAUUAUUAUAAUGGUGGUAUUAAAGAUGCUAUGUGACCAAAA